Pseudomyrmex gracilis is the source of this 1126-nucleotide messenger RNA. RefSeq names its product MIT domain-containing protein 1-like. The transcript is spliced from 5 exons. The coding region runs from base 154 to 891 and encodes 245 amino acids. The record is from RefSeq and is a predicted model, not a curated record. Lineage: Eukaryota; Metazoa; Arthropoda; Insecta; Hymenoptera; Formicidae.
CCAAAACUAUAGACGCCCUAUUCGCGUACAGUGCACGUAAGCUUUACGUGCAGAAUUCAGCCAGUGUAUCGUGUUGAUGGAAAGUUCAAUAUAUAUUUUCAGAUCGUGUUCCGAACUUUCGAAUUAAUCGUGCUGCAGUAGCAGAAAAACAACAUGGAAUCCGCGGCUACGUCGAUCCUGAAGCGUGCGGUGGAGUUGGAUCGGAAGCAACAGUACACAUUAGCAAUGACUUUGUACCAGGAAGGCAUACAGAUACUUCUCAACGCGUUGAAAGAGCAAAAAAACGUGACGUCGAAAACUGAUCUGUCGAAAAAUCCUCUCGCCCUCAAGGUGAACGAGUACCUGGAGAAAGCCGAGAGGGUGAAGAAACUGAUAGAAACGAAAAAAGCAGACGGCACUUACAGAGAAGUAAUUAAGAUCGAAGACGGAUCGACCGGGCACAGUUACGCAACUGUUUUCGGUAGAUUCCUAGACAACAAUAUCACUUACGUUUACGUCGAAGAUCCGUACAUUCGAUCCUUUCAUCAGUGUCAGAACAUGGUUAGACUUUGCGAACUGCUUGUUCAAAAAUGCUCCUCACUGUCCCGAAUAUCUCUGCUCACAACUUGCGAUCCCGAGGACAGUUUCAAUCAACUCGCGAGACUGAACGAGUUGAAAGACAGUUUGAAUUCGCAAAACAUUGAUUUCAACAUCUCCUUCUCCGAAACGUUGCACGACAGACAAAUCACACUGAGCAACGGGUGGAUAAUAAAAAUCGGACGUGGAUUGAGCUAUUUCAAAGCGCCGCAAGGCAAAUUUGUUCUUGGCUCGUGCGAUUUAGAACUAAGACCGUGUCUCGAAACUACUGUAGAUGUUUUUCACAAGAAUCAACUUCGGAACGUGACCAGAUAGAACACGACUUGAACAAUUCGUUUUUUGAGAAUUCAAUGCGGUUAUUUUUAAUCAUAUCAUUUAAUCAUAUUUUUUACACUACAUACUACAUAGAUCAUGACGUAUUUUAGAAGAGUCUUCACAUUUCUAUGAGAUAUCAUACUGUAGAGUUAAAAAUACAUGCAUAUACAUGUAUUUUCUUCACAAAAAAAACUCAUUUUUACAUUAUUUUUUACAAUUUAAUGUAAAAAUAUGU